GUUCCAUUCAUUUGAGUAUAAAUGCAAGCCUAUAGUGAUGUUAUAUAUUUGAGACUGUGAUUUUUACCGAUACCUAUUUAUUUGUAAAAACGUUUUGACUUGUUUUCGACUUCGAAGCUGUGAUAUACUUCUAUUGUAAUGGUGCGUACCAAAAUCUCUCGAAAUGCUGCGUCGAAACGGAACCGUGCCAGUUACCAGGAGGAGCGCUUCGCUAACGCAAUGCGAGAGUUCGAGAUAGUGUCCGAAUCCUUUUUGAUGUCGUUGGAUGCGAAGCUAGAUGCAGACCUGGAAAGAGCGGAUUGGCUGGGAAGCAUGAUGAAGGAUCGUAUACCGAAAGAGAUGCUUCAGAUGACCAUGGGUGAUCUUCGGAAAUCCGGUUGCAAUCUGUUUGUCGAUGUGCUUAAUAUGGGCCCUGUCCUGGAGCCGAUGCAGACGGGAGCCAACGCGAGUCAGCUGUCCGUCGAGUCCGGGGAAUUUCCAGUGUGUCCCCAAAAGUCGUUCCGUACCGACGAUGGCUACCAAACGGAGGAUAACACGAAGCACUCGCUGGAUGUUAUGGCAUCAGCGAAGCCUUCGAAACGACCGAUCGGACCGUUAGCUUCGGCGAUGAAGAGCACUUUUUCCCGGCGACGCAGUAACUCGGUAUCUAGCCACGCAACUACUCCAGCUAAACCAGUCCAAUCGUCGAUGCUGUUUGGGUUGAAAGCGAAAAAAAUCGACGUGCGAACGCCGGCUGUAAGUAGGAGCAUUUUUGCCGGUCCUUCGGAACGCUUUUCACGAUCGAAACUUCGCACACCGAUGGCAGCGGCUAACAAGGACGAUCGCCCUCGGACGGUCAGCGCCGAUCGGGGUAUGAGCCAGAUCACUCUCAAAGUUCAACCAAAUACACCGCUAGCCUUCAUUCGCCAUCCAAGGGCGGGCGAGAGCGUGUAUUCGCUCACCGGCAGCCCCGUGGUCAACUCGGUUAUGCACAAGAACACGGCCAACGUUAACAUUCCCGUACCGAACGGGGUACUGUCGCUUCAGCCAACCGAUCUGGAAGAUGUCGAUGCGGAAUCCAUGCCCAAGUUAGACUUCGCCACGCUGGAACAUUUGAAGAAAUUGCAGGCAAAUCUGAACAAAAUCAUGCAAUACGCUGAAGAAUGUAAUUUUCAUAUCAAUCAGUGA
Molecule: messenger RNA, 1167 nt
Organism: Anopheles nili
Lineage: Eukaryota; Metazoa; Arthropoda; Insecta; Diptera; Culicidae
Product: borealin-like
Exons: 3
Coding region: 139-1167 (342 amino acids)
Biological process (GO): mitotic sister chromatid segregation
Cellular component (GO): spindle midzone; chromosome, centromeric region; chromosome passenger complex
Source: RefSeq, a predicted model, not a curated record